This is a messenger RNA of Ostertagia ostertagi, 546 nucleotides long. The record is from the annotation of a GenBank genome assembly. Lineage: Eukaryota; Metazoa; Nematoda; Chromadorea; Rhabditida; Trichostrongylidae.
GAGGGAGCUAUCAAGCAACAUUACAAAGUGAACGACGAGUUCGACCUGAGGAUAAGAUGCUUCGAGGAUCAGUUCCACAUUUACGUCGAGCAUCGUCUGGUGGCAAAAUUCGCCCAUUAUGUCCCGAUGAACAACAUCUCACAUGUGUACGUAAACGGUGACGUGCUGCUCUACGGAGUCUCGUGGGAGGGAAAGUUCUACAAGUCGAUGCUUCAGAGUGUACCGUAUGCGGCUGACAUCCCAGGCAAUUUCUAUCCAGGACGUCGACUGUUUGUGUCCGGCUUGGUACCAAAAGGUGCUAAACAGUUUCUGAUUGAUUUCCAUGCUAACGCUGAAUUGGCGUGUCGAGUCAAAGCUGUCUUCCCCACAAAGAAAGUGCUUCGUACGUCUCGGUUGAACGAUCGAUGGGGACCAGAGGAACGAAUCGGUGCCGAUCAGGCAUUCCCGUUCAAGAGAAAACAAACCUUCGAUCUGCUUAUUUACUGUAGCGAAAGCAAAUUCGAGGUUCUGUUAUUACUUCCACACUUUCAUCGAUCGACAGUUUAA